This is a messenger RNA of Triplophysa rosa, 1341 nucleotides long. It is a transcript of the gene srsf10a, whose product is annotated as serine and arginine rich splicing factor 10a. The record is from RefSeq and is a predicted model, not a curated record. The coding region runs from base 126 to 863 and encodes 245 amino acids. Lineage: Eukaryota; Metazoa; Chordata; Actinopteri; Cypriniformes; Nemacheilidae. The transcript has 6 exons. Gene Ontology annotation, molecular function: RNA binding.
CGGUGGCGCGCUUUUCUCCGGCGUGUUCGGGACGUGAGCACACUGAACUGAGGUGAACUGCGGCCUGCGCGCGCUAAGUGAGUGUUCGUGUGAAAACAGAACGCGGGGAGACGCACAGUUUCAUCAUGGCGAGAUACAUGAGACCUCCAAACACCUCACUGUUCAUCAGAAACAUCUCUGACGAGAGCAGGCCAGAGGAUUUGCGUCGUGAGUUUGGUCGUUACGGACCUAUAGUAGAUGUCUACAUUCCUGUUGACUUCUAUUCACGACGACCAAGAGGAUUUGCAUACGUACAGUUCGAGGAUGUGCGAGACGCAGAAGACGCCCAGCAUAACCUGGAUAGAAAGUGGGUCUGCGGACGGCAGAUCGAGAUUCAGUUUGCUCAAGGAGACCGAAAGACUCCCGGUCAGAUGAAAACGAAAGAGGAUCACUCUCCUCGUGACUCGCGAUACGACGACGACGACAGAGACAGCCGCCUCAGACGAUCACGCAGCCGCAGUUACGGCAGGAGAAGAUCUCGCAGUCCGUCUUAUGAUCGACGUGGACGCAGGUCAGGAAGCCCCAGAGACUCUCGGGCUGGCAGACAUCGCAGGAGCAGAAGUCGAGAUAAUGACAGGCACAGGUCACGUGAUCACAGCCGUCGGCACCAUCGCUCAGCAUCACACUCUCCUUCCCAGGAUGCCAAGUACAAGUCCAAGAGCCGCAGAACAGGAUCCCAUUCCAAAAGCCCCAGCCCCCCCACAGAAGACGUGCACUCGUCCGCCACCCACCCCGAGGAGGAGAACCGUGGGCGUUCUGUCUCUCGCUCCGCCUCACGUUCACGCUCCAGAUCGUGGGCCGGGCGAAAGUCUGGAGGCCGUUAAUGCAUCUGAAUAUCACGUUCUGCUUUUAUAUACUGUAUCAUGUGCAGCUCGUCUCAGUGUGUGUGUUUACUGAACCCGUCAUGCAGCUCAUCUGUUUGUUUUUUGGAUUUAGAUUUUCACAAGUUGUUCUUUAGUCUCACAUUUAAAACGAUUGAUGCAACUUGCAAGAACAUGAAAGGUUUAUAUUUUCAAAGACAGUUUUAGGUAUAAACUUGUUCCCUUCUCACUUUGAUCCAAUAUAAAGAUGUUUUUUUAUUUUUGUAGGUCGAGUAAACAGAUGCAUCAGCAACAGAUUUUUUUCGCUGUUUGUCUUUUGAUUUUGGUUUUAAAGAUUUAUUUGGCGUUUGCUCUGAAAGACCAGUGUCACUCUUUGUCUCCUGAAAGGUUACGAUGUAUUUGAUACUUUGUCAUACUGUUGGCAUUAGCAUCUGUUUAUUGUAAUAUUUUGUCAUUGAAAAUUAAACAUGAGUCUGAGUGA